Messenger RNA from Antechinus flavipes (yellow-footed antechinus), 2104 nucleotides. Its product is annotated as fatty-acid amide hydrolase 1-like. The transcript has 15 exons. Gene Ontology annotation, biological process: fatty acid catabolic process. The coding region runs from base 71 to 1813 and encodes 580 amino acids. Lineage: Eukaryota; Metazoa; Chordata; Mammalia; Dasyuromorphia; Dasyuridae. The record is from RefSeq and is a predicted model, not a curated record. Gene Ontology annotation, molecular function: amidase activity; fatty acid amide hydrolase activity.
UGGGUGCUGCGGCUGCUGUCCCGUCCCGCUCGUCCGUCCGUCCGUCCGCGUGGCCGCACAGAACGCGCUCAUGGCCCGGGAGCAGCUGCUCGGGGGCUCCGGGCUGGCGGGGGCAGCCCUGGCGUGCUGCCUGGUGGCGGCGGCCGUAGCCCUGCGAUGCUGGGCGGUGCGGGACCGCCGGCGGGCGCUGCGCCAGGCCAGCCGUCAGCAGGAGGCGUCCCUGGAAGCCAUGGGCCGGAUGGUGCGAGCGCUCCGUCGCCAGAAUUCAGGGUUAGACGAAGAGACUGUCCGGGGCCUGUCCCUGGACCAGCUGGUCCAGAAGCUCAAGAACAAAGAGCUGUCCCCAGAAGCCGUCCUCUGCAGCUACCUGGGCAAGGCCUUGGAGGUAACCAAAGAGAUCAACUGCGUGACCAGCUACCUGGGCGGCUGCAAGGCCCAGCUGGCAGAGGUGGCCCAGCACCCCGAGGCGGGCGGCCUGCUCUAUGGGGUCCCCAUCAGCAUCAAGGAGUGUUUCCAGUACAAGGACCAGGAUUCUACCCUGGGCCUGUACCGGAACAUCGGGUUCCCAGCCAAGGAGGACUGCGUGGUGGUGCAGGUGCUGAAGAAGCAGGGGGCUAUUCCUUUUGUGCACACCAAUGUGCCCCAGUCCAUGUUCAGCUACGACUGCAGCAACCCCAUAUUUGGUCGUACCCUGAACCCUUUGAACAGUGCCAAGAGCCCUGGUGGGUCUUCAGGUGGGGAGGGUGCCCUCAUAGCGAGCGGCGGGUCCAUCUUGGGCCUGGGCACCGAUAUUGGGGGCAGUAUCCGAUUCCCUUCGGCUUUCUGUGGCAUCUGUGGCCUCAAGCCUACUUCUGGCAGGAUCAGCAAGCGUGGACUGAAGGAAUGUGUCCGUGGGCAGCUGGGAGUCCUCACGUCUGUGGGGCCCCUGGCCAGGGAUGUCGACAGCCUUGCCUUGUGUUUGCGGGCCUUGCUAUCUGAGGAUAUGUUCCUCCUGGACCCCAUGGUGCCCCCGAUACCCUUCAGGGAGUCUAUUUAUGACAGCUCGGAGCCCCUGCGGAUUGGCUACCAUGAGACCGAUUUGUACACGAUGCCCAGUCCCUCCAUGAAGCGGGCGGUGCUGGAGGUCAAGGCGCUCCUGGAGGCCGCCGGCCACACACUCGUCCCGUUCCUGCCCUCUGACAUCAGCGAUGCCGUGGAGAACCUGAUGUCCAGCGAGCUUUUCACUGACGGAGGCAAGGCUUACCUGGAGAACUUCAAAGGUGACGUCACAGACCCGUGCAUGGGGGACCUGACCCUCAUCCUCAGGAUGCCUAAUUGGCUCAAAGGCCUGUUGUCCAUGAUCCUCUGGCCUUUGGUGCCAAGACUCUCCACCUUCCUGCGCAAUUUGAAAUCUCGGUCGGCCGGGGAGCUUUGGAACAUACAUCACAAGAUCGAGAAAUACAGAGAAAAAGUCAUUGCCCAGUGGAAGGAGAAGAACCUGGAUGUGCUUCUGACCCCCAUGCUGAGCCCUGCCCUGACCAUCAACUACCCAGGCAAAGCUACAGGAGCCCUCAGCUACACCAUGCUCUAUAACUGCCUGGAUUUCCCUGCUGGCGUGGUCCCUGUCUCCAAGGUGACCUCAGAAGAUGAGGAGGAACUGCAGAAUUAUAAGGGCUACCUGGGGGACCUUUGGGACCUGAAGCUCUGCAAGGGCUUAAAGAAUGGCGUGGGGAUGCCGGUGGCAGUCCAGUGUGUGGCCCUGCCUUGGCAGGACGAGCUUUGCCUGCGAUUCAUGCGGGAGGUGGAGAGAGUGAGCAAGGAGGCCAAGAAGUAGCCAGAGAGCUCUGGGGACCCCGCGGCCCCUUCUCAGCAGCCACCCCGGCCUUCGGCCUUAGCCGGGGCAGCCAUGGCCCCAGGCCCUUCAAAGCCAUGAUGAGACACUGCGACUCUUCCCCCCUCUGCCCACCCCCCACCUCCCAGUCCGGUUCUCAGGGACAAACCCUUUUUCCUUCCCCUCCUCCCCAGUCCUCCCAUGAAUGUCACAGACCAAAAAUGGUCCUAAACGGGAGGGACUGGAAGAUCCUGUGCCUGACUUCCCAAUAAUAAGAAUAAUUCCAGGAACAAA